AUGGAUUCUCUUCACUGCAUUGUGAGGUAUAAAGAAGAGGGUUGUGUGUUGGACUUUUCUGUGUUGCAGGGGUGGGAAACAGUGACAGACGAGAUGUUCAAGAAAAAUGUCGUCACGAUGAUAGUGGAUGUCACUACUGACAUGGUAGAAGCAGAGGGUCCAUUUGAUUCUUCCAUUGGCUCUGUUAUCUUGGGGGUGGGAUUGGUUGAGGGGUUGGGGGUUGGGGGCUCUUCAACAAAUGUUGAUGCAGAAAUCACUGCAAUUGGUCGACGUUAUGAUAGUGCACAACACUUUAAAGAAGCAUUACGUGAUUUGCCGAUCAAACGCAACUUCGAUUUUCAUUUCAUUAAAAAUGAUACACAAAGGGUUACUAUUAGAUGCACCAAAUCUAGUUGUCAGUGUCAUGUUCAUGCUUCAAGAGAAGGUAAUCUUCCCACUUUUAGAAUCAAAACUGCUAAUGGAACACACAUUUGUGGUGGUGGUAUUGUCACGACAUCUCAUCCAAAGGCUUCAAAGAAAUGGGUCAGUAGACAAGUAAUUCGGAAACUCCGUGAUCGUCCUUUAUAUAGUGUAGUUGAUAUACAACGAUAUACAUUACAUGAUUAUGGUGUUCAUUUUCCCUACAAACAAGCUUGGGUGGGCAAAGAGUACACAAGAGAGAUUCUUCAUGGGUGUGAUGUGGCAAGCUAUGACUUACUUAUAUGGUACGCCGAUAAAGUGUCUAUAACCAACACCGGUAGCAUUGUCAUCAUCGACAGAGACGGUGCAACUGGAAAGGAUGGUAAUGAAGGUUUCUUUCAUUUAGCUUUCACAAUUGUCGACAAUGAGAAGGAGGAAAAUUGGACUUGGUUCGUGUCGACAUUGGGUGAUGCACUGUAUGGCAAAGAUGACUAUGACAAGAUUAUAACAUUCAUUUCAGAUAGAUCCAAGGGGCUUGUAAAUGUAGUUAUGAAGGUUUUUCCUUCAUCACCACAUGCAUAUUGCUUACGGCAUCUGCAGGCAAACUUCUACAAAACUGGUAGUGGCCUAGGGAAAGCAUUGAAAGAUGAAUGCUGGUCUUUGAUUGUCAAGGUUACGUAUGCUUACAUAUCCGCAGAGUAUGAAGAUGUUGUGCAUGCACUUCCACUUGCAUCCGUUCAAGCGCAUAACUAG
This is a messenger RNA of Dioscorea cayenensis subsp. rotundata (Guinea yam), 1152 nucleotides long. RefSeq lists its product as uncharacterized. The transcript has 4 exons. The record is from RefSeq and is a predicted model, not a curated record. The coding region runs from base 1 to 1152 and encodes 383 amino acids. NCBI's taxonomy places the organism in Eukaryota, Viridiplantae, Streptophyta, Magnoliopsida, Dioscoreales, Dioscoreaceae.